AUGGCUGCGGUCCAGGACACCACGCCCAACCGAUUCGGCAACGCGCCCACGCCAGAGCCGCAGCUAAACGGUGGCGGCAGCGAAGACGGUGAUCUCUUCGGCGACGACGACGAAGACCAAGAACCACAAGUCAACCGAAGAACGCUUGACGACCGCGACCUCGAUUCCGGCGACGACGAAGGACGAGACGACCGCCUCGCCAACUCAGUCGAAGACGAUGACGUGGACCGCGAACAGAGAGAAGUCAAAGUCUUCGAUGUCGACCUGGCUCGCAUCCGACCUCCCGAGGGUGACGAGCUCUACAUGAUGAACCUCCCUGCCUUCAUUGGCCUCAACAGCCGCAACUUCGACUACCCUACCUACGAACCACCAACCGCUCCUCACGAUGCCUCCCAAGACAAGGGCAACAACAAGUCCGGCGACAAGUUCUCCGCCUUCUCCACCGCCACAAGCACCAUGUACUGGCGCCGCGACCCUCGCGACAAAGACCUCAUGCAAUCCAAUGCCCGCGUCAUUCGCUGGUCCGACGGCUCUCUGACCCUUCAGCUCGCCUCAAAACCUACCCAGCAAUACAACAUCUCUACCUCCGCCUUCCGUCAGAAUUACGACGCCCGCAAGAACCGCCUCAAACCUGUCCCCACACCCUACGAUCCCAAUCGAGACACCCACAACUACAUCGCCGCCCCACACUCCACCUCCGAAAUCUGGCGAGCUAGCCUCUGCUCCAUCGACCGCCUCAAAGCCGAACUCGCCAAGGCCGCAGACAUCGGCAACCCACUCGAAUCCAUGUCCAAAGUCCGCAAAGACCCCGAACAGAUCCGCCGCGAAGCCGAACAAGCAGAAAAGGACGCCGCUCGUGCCCAGCGCAAGCUCGAGAACGCACAGUACCGCAACAAUACCCGCCGCGAUGCGGUCCUCGGCCGCUCAGGUCUUGGAGGUCGCUCUGGCGUCGGUCUCAGCGUUGGUGGGCUGGAAGACGACGAAGGCAUGCCAUCUGCACGAGGCAAUACAAGACGAGGCGCAGGCGGGAAGAAGGGCGCUUCGAAGCGCAAGGUCAAUCGACACGGCGAGAUCUAUAGCGACGAUGAAGACGAUACGAUGCCGCGCGGCCGCACACGCGAGGACGAGUACGACCGCGAAGACGACUUCUUGGCCGACUCGGAGGAGGAACCAGAGACAUAUGAAGACGACGAGGAGCUACCAGAGGAUGAAGACGACGAUGAAGACGCUGCCGGAGAGAUUGAUGACGACGUCGGUGUCAUCCCAGAGCGGAAGCCGCAGCGGGAGCGGUCGGGCACACCGAAGCGUGCUGCAGAAGAUGAUGGAGCCGGGCAGGGCAGUCCAAGCCAGAUACGCAAGAAGCGACGAGUCAUUGAUUCUGAUGAGGAAGACGAGUGA
Molecule: messenger RNA, 1398 nt
Organism: Cyphellophora attinorum
Lineage: Eukaryota; Fungi; Ascomycota; Eurotiomycetes; Chaetothyriales; Cyphellophoraceae
Exons: 2
Coding region: 1-1398 (465 amino acids)
Biological process (GO): positive regulation of transcription elongation by RNA polymerase II; transcription elongation by RNA polymerase II
Cellular component (GO): nucleus; Cdc73/Paf1 complex
Molecular function (GO): RNA polymerase II C-terminal domain phosphoserine binding
Source: RefSeq, a predicted model, not a curated record